Tinamus guttatus (white-throated tinamou) is the source of this 484-nucleotide messenger RNA. The record is from RefSeq and is a predicted model, not a curated record. NCBI's taxonomy places the organism in Eukaryota, Metazoa, Chordata, Aves, Tinamiformes, Tinamidae.
AGAAAAACUGGAAUUAAUAGGAAUGGAUUUCAUUUGGAAGAUAGCAAUGGAGUCACCUGAUGAAGAAAUUGCCAAUGAAGCUAUACAAUUGAUAAUAAAUUACAGCUAUAUUAAUCUAACUCCUAGACUGAAAAAGGAUUCAGUAUCACUGCACAAGAAAUUCAUUGCAGAUUGUUACACGCGAUUAGAGGCAGCCAGUUCAGCACUUGGCGGUCCAACAUUAACGCACGCUGUUACAAGAGCUACAAAAAUGCUUACAGCAACUGCUAUGCCUACAGUAGCAACAUCAGUUCAGUCUCCUUACAGGUCAACUAAACUUGUAAUAAUUGAGAGACUAUUGCUGUUGGCAGAGCGUUAUGUGAUAACUAUAGAGGACCUUUAUUCUGUUCCUCGAACUAUUCUACCUCAUGGUGCCUCUUUCCAUGGACAUCUUUUAACACUUAAUGUUACAUAUGAGUCUACCAAAGAUACCUUCACCAUAGAG